AUGGCUUCUAGUUCACCAACUGCUGUCAACAACCCCUUCCCACGCCCAACACCACCCUCUCCUGACUACCAUCCAACGGUUAUAGUCGUCGUUUUCAUUUCAUUCGGCUGUAUCCUCUUAUUCGGAGCCGUUCUGUUAUGCAUUUGGUGGCUCAUCAAGAAGCACAAGGAGCGUAAGCACUGUCAUGAGAGGAAAAACAUUCACGAGAGGAAAGACGUCGAUGUGGAUGAGCAUUUGAGAGUUCAGGAAAUGAUCGUACGUGGACCUCACGGCCCGAAGAAGGUGUUGGUGCAGGUGGAUGACGAUGUACGUGUGCACAAGGAUAGUCACAAGGAGGAGAUUGAUAUGGUUGGUAAGGCCUUGUACGGAGAGCGCCAAGAGGGUAGCGCUGGUGCUAGUGGUUCUAGCCAAAACCAAAACCUAACCCUUCCUGAGCGCCAAGUUUGA
Molecule: messenger RNA, 447 nt
Organism: Chenopodium quinoa (quinoa)
Lineage: Eukaryota; Viridiplantae; Streptophyta; Magnoliopsida; Caryophyllales; Amaranthaceae
Exons: 1
Coding region: 1-447 (148 amino acids)
Biological process (GO): plant-type secondary cell wall biogenesis
Source: RefSeq, a predicted model, not a curated record